This is a messenger RNA of Athene cunicularia (burrowing owl), 6400 nucleotides long. RefSeq names its product FCH domain only 2 (gene FCHO2). The record is from RefSeq and is a predicted model, not a curated record. Gene Ontology annotation, cellular component: cytoplasm; plasma membrane; clathrin-coated pit. The transcript has 25 exons. Lineage: Eukaryota; Metazoa; Chordata; Aves; Strigiformes; Strigidae. The coding region runs from base 37 to 2403 and encodes 788 amino acids. Gene Ontology annotation, biological process: synaptic vesicle endocytosis; clathrin-dependent endocytosis; clathrin coat assembly.
GAAAGGAACAAUGGCUUUGAUGUCCUCUAUCACAACAUGAAACAUGGACAUUUGUCAACAAAAGACUUAGCAGACUUUAUAAGAGAGAGGGCUACAAUAGAGGAGGCAUAUUCAAGGUCAAUGACAAAACUAGCCAAAUCAGCAAGCAAUUACACACAACUUGGGACAUUUGCACCAGUUUGGGAUGUUUUCAAAACCUCAACAGAAAAACUAGCAAGCUGUCACUUGGAUCUUGUGCGGAGAUUGCAAGAGCUAAUAAAAGAAGUUCAUAAGUAUGGAGAUGAACAAAUCAAAGCUUAUAAAAAGACUAAAGAAGAUGUUUCAGGAACAUUGGAAGCAGUGCAAAAUAUUCAAAGUAUCACUCAGGCCUUACAGAAAUCAAAGGAAAACUACAAUACAAAGUGUCUGGAACAAGAACGUUUGAAAAAGGAAGGAGCAACACAGAGAGAAGUUGAUAAGGCAGCGGUUAAAUCCAAAAAAGCUACAGAUACCUAUAAACUGUAUGUGGAGAAAUACGCUGCAUUUAAAUCUGAUUUUGAACAGAAAAUGACAGAAACUGCACAGAAAUUUCAAGACAUUGAAGAAACACACCUUCUUCGUAUGAAGGAGAUUAUAGAAUCAUUGUCAAAUACCAUAAAAGAAAUUCACUUACAAAUAGGAGAGGUGCACGAAGAGUUUAUUAAUAACAUGACAAAUACUACGGUUGAGAGUUUAAUACAGAAAUUUGCUGAGUCAAAAGGAACUGGCAAGGAAAGACCUGGUCCUAUUGAAUUUGAAGAAUGUAACACAUCCAGUGCAGUUGAAGGAAUGAAACCACGGAAGAGGAAGCCUUUUGGUUUAUCAGGAAUAAUGAAAAAAGAAAAAGAUACUGAAUCUGUGGAGUGUCCAGAUGCAGACUCAGUUAAUAUUCCUGAUGUAGAUGAUGAAGGAUACAGCAUUAAACCAGAAGCAACACAGGAUACCAAAGAGAACCAUUUCUAUUCAUCCAGUGAUUCUGACUCUGAAGAUGAUGAACCUAGGAGGUUCCAUGUAGAAAUAAAACCUGUCCAGCCAAAUAAUAGUUCUCAAUAUACCAUGCCUUCCUUGGAUGAAUUAAAAGUAUCUAUAGGAAACAUCACUCUUUCUCCAGCAGUAUCUCAGAGACACAGUCCUGCACAGAUUACUCGAAAUUCAUCCAGUGAAGAGUUAACAAAAUCAAAGCUUUCUGCUCCAACUAAUGAAAAGGGGAACAGUGACCUCCUGGCAUGGGAUCCGCUCUUCAGCAGUUCUCUUGAAUCUUCCUCUUCAGCUUCCUUGGCAUCCUCAUCCUCCUCAGCAAGGCCCACAACUCCUCUUUCUGUAGGCACCAUUGUACCCCCUCCAAGGCCUGCUUCAAGACCAAAGCUGUCUACCGGGAAACUUAGUGGGAUUAAUGAAAUACCUAGGCCAUUCAGUCCUCCGUUGACCUCUAACUCAAGUCCACCUCCUGCAGCUCCCUUGGCACGUGCAGAGAGCAUUUCCUCAAUAUCCUCUUCUGCUUCCCUCAGUGCUGCCAACACACCUACAGUUGGUGUUUCACGUGGUCCCAGCCCUGUCAGCCUUGGAAACCAGGACACCUUGCCUGUUGCAGUAGCCCUUACUGAAUCUGUUAACGCCUACUUUAAAGGAGCAGACCCCACAAAAUGUAUCGUGAAGAUAACUGGUGAUAUGACAGUGUCAUUCCCAAGUGGGAUUAUUAAAGUCUUCACCAGCAACCCAUCUCCAGCUGUGCUGUGCUUCAGGGUGAAAAACACAAGCAAACUAGAGCAGAUUCUUCCAAAUGCACAACUUGUAUACAGUGAUCAGUCACAAAGUGACUCCAGUACUAAGGAUUUUUGGAUGAACAUGCAAGCUAUAACUGUCUACCUCAAGAAAUUAUCAGAACAGAAUCCAUCUGCAUCCUAUUACAAUGUGGAUGUUUUAAAGUAUCAGGUAUCUUCAAACGGCAUCCAGUCCACUCCCUUGAACCUUGCAACUUACUGGAAAUGUAAUGCUAGCACUACUGAUGUGAGAGUGGAUUAUAAGUACAAUCCAGAGUCUAUGAAUGUGCCUAGUAUGCUAUCUAAUAUCCAGGUUGUGGUCCCAGUAGAUGGAGGAGUCACAAACAUGCAAUCACUUCCACCUGCAAAAUGGAAUGCAGAGCAGAUGAAAGCAUAUUGGAAAAUAUCUAGUAUUUCAGAGAAGUCUGAGAAUGGAGGUUCUGGAUCCCUCAGGGCAAAAUUUGAACUUUCAGAAGGACCCAGUAAACCAGCAACGCUUGCAGUGCAAUUCAUUAGUGAAGGAAGCACUCUUUCAGGAGUAGAUGUGGAACUUGUAGGCACUGGCUAUCGGCUUUCCCUCCUUAAGAAGAGAUUUGCCACUGGACGGUAUAUGGCAGACUGCUGAUGUACCCAAGAAAGCCAUUGGAUCAAAGGAGUGUAAGAAGCUCACUCUGCCCUCUCUACUUUUUAAACACUAUAUUAACAUGCAUUAAUUUUUUCAAAAUGUUGACCAACUUUGAGGCUGAAGUACAGAAAAUGCACUUUCUAAAGUCAUUUUGCAAACUUUUAAUUACUUUAUAAUAGCACUGAAGUUAACUUCAACACUGUCUGUAAAUGAUCAACUACAAUAUUUGGGGAAAAUUGUUGAAAUUUCAGUAAAUUUACAUAGAUGAAGUUAAAAUAUUAGUCCAUAGUUGCAAUGAAAGUAUGGAAUUGUAUGUUAUACUGUAAACAUUAAGCCUAAAAAUGUAGGAGAGCAAUUAAGAAAUAUUUGCGCUUUCCAUAAGUAAUAUUAAUUUUUCAUAUUUCUUAAUUGCCACUUUUUAAAGAAAGCAGAGGCAAAGUCUCGUGUAGUUCGUCUAUCCACUCAUGCCACAAAACCAGCUGAGUUAGAGAUGUAUAAAAGAAAUGUAACUUGAUGCUCCUGUAUCAUAUAUUAUUAACAUGUAAGUUGGGUUAUAAAGGUUUUUUUUCCUAAGUGCAAUGUGUUACAAAAUUGCAAAAGACAGCAGAGAUUUACUUCUGCAUUUAGUAAAUUUUUGGGGUGUUUUGUUUGCUUUAAUUAAUGCUGUAGAUUUAAUUUAUUUUUCUAUGAAAUGCAUAACAUUUGUGCCUUUAAAAAAAGCCUGUGCCUAUCCAAUUUUUUAUUCACGUGCCUCACUUCCUGUUUCAAAGUUUGGCUCUUCAUCAAGAAAGCACAGUGUUUGUAUAAUACACACAACUUUAUAAAAAAUCCUUUGACUGGGAUUUAUUUAGAAGGCAGAUUUGCAAAAACUGGAGAUUGUUUUAAAAGAGGUUUAAAAUACUGGAUUACUUCCUCAUGGGGUAAUUGCAAUAAAUGUGGUCAUAGUAAAGGGAGAUGCAUCAUGCAGGUCUUUGAAACACUGAUACAGUAACUUUAAAGUCACCAGAGAUGAGAUGCCUGAAAAAUCACCAACAGUGGUAAAAGCAAACAGCAUUUCCCUUCACUGUGACUGCAAGUCUUUGGACUUAAGAGUGGAUUUGGGGUUGUGUGAUGUGAAUGUAAACAUAGUACUUUGGAAGGAAUAGUGUUAUAGAAGGGUAUUCUAUGGCGGCAGGAUGACAAGUACUGCCCUUUCUAUUAGUUUAAAUCUUUUCCUUAGCCACCAAUUUUAAUAUUUGUAUUGUCAUCUAAUCUGCUUGCCACAGCCUAAGCACAGGGAAGUGACACAUUAGUAGCAUUUUUUAAAGUAAGUCACUAAUUUAGAAAAUCUUCUAUAUCUUCGUAUUGUCAAGUAUUUUUUCAGUGCUGAAAUUAAAAGUAUUGGGGCAAAAUAAUUCAAUAAACUGCACAUGGAAAUUUCAUGUGACCAUUUUGAAUACCAGUAUCUAUUUCAAAUUGUCUAUUAAAACCAUAAAACAUGCUUGAACUAAUUCAUGCAAAACCAGUAACGACUUGGACUGCUGAAGCUUUACAAGAAAUUAAGCUUUGUAGAGGCUGCAUAAAUUCUAAUGUAUAUCACACAGUUUUGCAGAUGGAGAGUUUCGUUGUUAGCACUAAGUACAUACUGUACUGUAGAUUUGAUUGGAAGAGUAGAUUUGGCUCUUAAUUUGCUAAUCUUAUUGAAUGGUAAAUUUUUAACUCAUCAAAUGGUACAGUCUUUUUACUGGAAUCUUAAUUGUAAUCUGCUUUACAGUCAAACUGUGUUUAACAUGACAAUAUUUUGUUAGUGAAAACUCAAAACUCUAUUGCUAUUCUUAAUCAAGUAUUACUUUCAUUUCUAAGUUAAAUGAAGUAGUUAUGUUUCAGCACUUUUAAACUAGCCUUCAUUCAGGUGAUUAUACAUACAUUUGCAUUGGGUGCAGGUUACAAUUUUGAAGCCAUACAAGUUUAUAUAGACUUUUUGUAAAGAAAUUCAGAAACAAUGUAAAAAGUACCUGUAGCUAUCUGAUAAAAAACCCACGUAUAUAGCAAGCUGGUUCUUGCUUGUGUAUACAGCAAUAUCCGUUGUAGCUGCCUCCUAAGAAAAUUGAUUUGUAAACACAGCUCUAAAGGAUCUGAAUUUUUAUGAAUUGUUACUACGUCAGACUGUAAAUUAGAGCAUACAAGUUUAUCUUAGAAAAAUUGUAAAUACUUCUGAUUUUUCAUAAAAUGUAAAUUUUUAAAAAAUUUGCACCCAUAAUAAACAUGUAAUAUAUAAUUUAAAUACUGAUUUAUAAUGCCUAUACUUUUGCAGUUAGUCCCACAGAGCUUCUAAGCAAUAAGAUAACAGAAGAAAACUAUGCCUGUAUUGAACAUUUUAGAAGUGCUAAUUGAUUUUUAAGUGACACGGGGUAGAUAGUAUAUGAACUCUUCUAUAUAUGUAAAAAGAUCACAGAGAAGGUAGGUGGAAAGAUGACUUCUGCGAAGAGUUGUAUCUUUACUAAACUGGAAUGCCCGCGAUGUCUGCAAUUACUUAUGCGUUUACUAAAUUGAUAUGCUUAACUAAUAACUUAGAUUAGGUAAAACUCCAGAUAUGUUUAUCAGAAAAAUCUCGACUUGUAGACAUGAACUGCCCUUUGUAAAUAGUGCUAUCAAAUACAUUCCCUAACUUCCUUAAUAAGCUUAUAUUUUGUUGAAUGCACAGGAAAAAAAAAAAAAUUUGAUUGAAGUAAUUCAGAUUUAUGUUCCACUAGUCAAAAAAAGUAGGCGAUUAAAGUACUACUUCAGCAGCCUGAGAAUAUUCCUUCUAAGUUGCAAGCACAGAAACAGAAGUUGAAACUGAACAAAUGCAUUUGAAUCUGUUUCUUUCCUACUGAUAACCACAGCCUGUGUAAGUUUAGUAAUGACUUAUUAAAUUGACUUUCUCAGCUGGCUGGAUAUCACUGCAGUAAGUACCAUUCUUGUCAUGCUGGAAAGCAAUAGUCCAAGGGCUUGAUUCCUAUCUUUUGCUGAAAAGCAGGAGUGAAGAAUUCAAGUGCCCAACAGUCAGACCGAAUGGUCCAUCUAGCUCAGUAGUUUGUCUUCAACAAUGGCCAAUGAACAGACUAUGGCAUGGAGAGGCCACAAGCCAUUUCCUUUCGAGUCCCUCAGCAUCCUCAGUUAUUGGUUAAGGAUGUAAAAGGGUACAGCGCUGCUCAGUUCUUCUAGUAUUCACUGAACGUAGUGUCUGAGAUUACUGCUAUGGCAGUUCUGUUAGCAUUUGACCUUUGUUAACCGUAAGCCACUGCCCACAUACUACUCACAACUACUAUAAACUGGAUUUAUACUGCUCAAGCAAGUUUGUGAUUAUCUAAGUACAUGAUCAGGUAGUUUUUCAGGGAUAACUGACUACCUCUACCACUGCCGAAUAAUAUUUAUGUUGGGUAUUUGAAGGAGCUAAGGUAUUUGAUUAUCAACUGGAACAGCAUGGGAGUUACAGGUGUAGUGGAUUUUGCUAUCUAACUAGAAAGGAAGGUCUUGCAUCAUGCCAGAAAGGAUUACAUUUCAAAUCUUGUGUGUUUGAGAAGCUUAAGAUAGGCAUCUUAAUAUCUGUGUACCUUUUUUUUCUUGGAAUUGCUAGAUAAUUGGUUUCCAUUUCAGUUGUCAUGAAAGAGCAAUUUUAGAGCAUGCAAGAAAAAAAACUGGGAAUUCCUCCAAGGACAGAGUAAGCUAAAAACAGUUCAGGGUACUAAAGCAGCAAAUAACAUAUUUACUGUGUGGUGCACUUGAUUGGACUGAUUACCGGGCCUCUUAAUUGAAAACAAUGUUUAUCUUCAACUCUGCAUAUUAUUACAGUACUGAGUAUUCCUUCUCAACUCAGUUUGACCUCAGUUUUUACUGACAUGUUGCUUUUUAAGUUCUCCCAUAGUUCAUUCAAUAACAAAUAGAAAACAUACAGCCUUUAGAGAAUAAAAUAAUUUUUAAAACACAAGAGGUCUCUUCUGGAUUACUUAUUAAAUACUUAAUACUAAAAUUCUGC